AUGAGCUUUGGCAAGAUGGAGGGCGACGCUUCGGACAAGAACAUCGGCUUCAUGCUGCAAGAUGACGUCGCCGAUGGCCCCUACUACCGCCAGGAGUGGGAGGGCAUGAAGCAGACCACCCCGAUCAUCUCGGGUGGCAUGAACGCCUUGCGGCUGCCUGCGUUCUUCGAGAACCUGGGCCACUCGAACGUUAUCCUGACGGCCGGCGGCGGGGCCUUCGGGCACAAGGACGGGCCGAAGCAGGGUGCGAUCUCGUGCGCCCAGGGCGAGGAGUCGUGGAAGUUGUGGAAGGCAGGCACCUACGGCGACGUGAGCCUGUCGGACGGCGUCGUCGAGUACGCGAAGACGCACGAGGAGCUCAAGGGCGCGUUCUUGACGUUCCAGAAGGAUGCGGACCAGAUCUACCCGGGCUGGAAGGAGAAGCUCGGCUACACCGGCGAGUCCUCCGUCCAGGCAGCCAGCUUCAAUUGGCAGAAGAAGGAGUUGAGCUGA
Prorocentrum cordatum is the source of this 492-nucleotide messenger RNA. NCBI's taxonomy places the organism in Eukaryota, Dinophyceae, Prorocentrales, Prorocentraceae. The record is from the annotation of a GenBank genome assembly.